CAGAAGACCAAGUUUAGCUUUCGCAAGUCUUUUUGUUCACACAAUUGCUCAUAUACUUAAACAAACCGAUGAGUCAUCCCCCUCUGCAUGUAUGACACGUGUCCCAUGUCCUUCAAUACAACCGGCCCAAGUUUAGUGCUGUCUGUAUAUAAUACUCCCAGUCGACUCUAUCUUUUCACUUGUUCAAACAUAUAGUACAGUACGUAUCCGAGUCAGCAGCAGUAUAUUUAUAUAAACGUUCAAUUCAUCCCAUUACUGCCAUUCUAUACUCGAUCAACCCCGCAAUUGAACUAGCUUCUAUCCUUAUCUUUCGAGGAAUUGAUUGAGAUGGCGGAUAACGUUCCGUUUAGCUUUCACAAACGCUUUUGUCCGGAGACUUGUUCAAGAACAAUGGAAAUCCCCACCAUUUCAUAUAUGAAUUCCGUGCGAAGGGAGUUCUUGCAAAAAUCUUUGCCAAAAAGUGUAUUACUUAGGAAUUCAGAUAUGAAAAUUUGGAGCGUGAGGAUAACACAAACUGAAGUUGGUGUUUACUUCAACAAGGGUUGGGAAAAGUUCGUGGCCGACCACGGUUUAAAAAGUGGCCAUCAUUUGAUUUUUGAGUAUGACGGCAAAGGCGUUUUUGACUUUUUGUUAUUUGACGACAAGUCAAAUGUGAAGAUCGAUGUUACGAAAAGGGUGGGAAAAAAUGACAGUGGAAAGGCACUUAAAACUCUUUCGGUGAUCAAGAAAGAAACCGACACAGAGGUUGGUGGUAAUCAUCAUGGUGGUAAAGGGAAAGACAAACAGAAGGAGGCGGUAGCAUUGGAUACCGAUGUUCCACAUUCAAAGAGGAGACGACCUAAGAGAGAUGGUUGUGUUGGGAAGAAAAAGUCCAAGGUGGAAAUUAGGGAUGUCCCCGACCAUUAUGGACUUGAUAUUUUCAAGUAUGGGCAUUAUGAUCAACCAAUAAACACUUAUUUUGUGACAAGAAUCCAUCAAACAAAGCGCAAUGACUUGUACAUACCGAUGGAUGUGCUCGAGGAUAUCAUAUUGCCUCCAUCUAUACUCUUGCGUGACCCGAGCGGAAAAGAAUGGAAAACUAACACAAAGGCGUGGGGUGAUGGUCGAACAUGGCUGACCGGGGGUUGGUUUGAUCUAUGCCAAGAGAAUCGCGUGAAAAUAAAUGAUAGGUUAAUCUGUGAGUUUUUGCCGCAGGAGGAGGGAAAUGACGUCACGGUCUUGCAUGUCACCGCCAUCAUCCGAGAGUCUACUUAACGGUUGAUGCUUUAUGUGUGAAGUUCUCUAUGCCCAGAUGACAAUUAGCUCUAUGUGUUUGAUGGUUCAAUUCCCUUUCUUAUUUCUCUAUAUUACUAUGACAUUGUAGCUUAGUUUAUAAUACUUUAAUUCUUUUUCAAUUUUAAAUGAUUCUACAUUUCUACAGUUUCAUUCUUUGC
Molecule: messenger RNA, 1433 nt
Organism: Cuscuta epithymum
Lineage: Eukaryota; Viridiplantae; Streptophyta; Magnoliopsida; Solanales; Convolvulaceae
Source: the annotation of a GenBank genome assembly